AUGACCACCCUCUCCGACCCCAAAAACUCCACGCGCCCAACCCCCGGCAUCGCCGUCGCAGACGCAGUCUUCCAAAUCGGCAGCUCCAUCUUCAUCGCAGCACCAUCCACACGAGUCUGGGAAGUCCUUACCGACACAUCAACAUGGCCAGAAUGGAACACAUUCAUCCCGCGCGCAACUAUUCGCGAGCAAGCAGACAGCCAAGACUCUGACCCAGCCAAUCUCUCUCCACUCCUUCGCAAGGGCACGAGAGUUACCUUCCACGUCCGCAUGGAUCCUGAAUCGACGAAGCCUCAGGCUGCGCGUGACGUGUACCUCCUCAUCACUGAGUAUACUGCGCCAGAUCCGGAGACCAAGACACCGGGCCGAAUUGUGUGGGUUGUGGAUCGUGAUGCGCCGGGGGCGAUGUCUCCUUCUUUGUUGAAUGCGGAGCGGGUACAUGAGAUUACUGAUGUGGAGAUUGGGGAGGGUGAGAAUGUUAUUAAGGGGACUGAGGUGCGGAAUUGGGAGUUGCAGGCUGGGUGGAUGGUUUAUGCUGUUAAGUGGAUGUUUGGGGCGAAGUUGCAGCAUAACUUUGAGCUUUGGGUUAGUGAUUUGAAGAAAUUUAUUGAGGGGAAUGAGAGUGGUACGAAUUAG
Molecule: messenger RNA, 636 nt
Organism: Penicillium subrubescens
Lineage: Eukaryota; Fungi; Ascomycota; Eurotiomycetes; Eurotiales; Aspergillaceae
Product: SRPBCC domain-containing protein
Exons: 1
Coding region: 1-636 (211 amino acids)
Source: RefSeq, a predicted model, not a curated record